AUGGCUGAAGGGUCAAAUGGGCGGGCCUUCGCCAUCUUCGUCUCCGUGUUGAUGGUGGUCACCGGAUCGCUGAAUACGAUUUGCGCAAAGUGGGCCGAUAGUCUGAAGCCCGAGCCUAAUAUUGCUUUCAACCAUCCCUUCCUACAGGCGACAUGCAUGUUCUUCGGUGAAUUCCUGUGCCUCGUCGUCUACUUCAUGUUCUACGGCUAUCGUCGUUUCCAGUGGAAUCGUUCUAAUGUAGCAGGAGAUCACGGAUCGAUCCUCGACUUGGGCGAGGAGCCGACGUUGCCUCAAUUCAGCCCGUUCGUCUUUUUGCCGCCCGCCUGUUGCGACAUUCUGGCCACCUCGCUGAUGUAUAUUGGUCUCAACCUCACCACUGCCUCUUCGUUCCAGAUGCUUCGAGGUGCCGUCAUCAUCUUCACCGGUCUCCUCUCCGUCGGCAUCCUUGGCCACCGUUUCCAGCCCUUCAAAUGGGUCGGCAUGCUGUUCGUCACCCUGGGCCUGGUCGUUGUCGGAGUGACCGACAUCAUGUACGACGACUCGACCACCGACGACACCAACGCCAUCAUCACCGGAAAUCUGCUGAUUAUUAUGGCGCAGAUCAUCGUGGCCAUCCAGAUGGUGUACGAGCAGAAGUACCUCACGCAGUACGACGUGCCCGCAUUGUUCGCUGUCGGGCUUGAAGGUCUCUUCGGAAUGACGAUCCUCGGCUUCUUGAUGUGGCCAAUGUACUACAUCCACGUCCCUGCCACUUUCUCCACGAACCCGUUCGGCCGUCUCGAGGAUGUGCCAUUUGCCCUUAAGGAAAUUGCCGAGUGCCCAACCAUUGCCGUUGCUCUGGGAGGAACCGUCAUCAGCAUUGCCUUCUUCAACUUUGCCGGCGUCUCCGUCACUAAGGAACUGUCCGCGACGACUCGCAUGGUGUUGGACUCGGUGCGCACGCUCGUCAUCUGGGCCGUGUCGAUCCCGUUCUUCGGCGAGAAGUUCAUCGCGCUCCAGCUCUUCGGUUUCGCCUUCCUGCUUCUCGGCAUGUUUGUGUACAACGACAUCUUCUUCGGCCCAUUCACCCGCCGGAACAUCAUCCCGCGCAUGGGCGAGGAUAACCCGCUCACCCGAUGCUGCUUCAGCUGCUGCGGAGCCGACUCCCUCGAAAUCGAGCGCCAGGACCUCAUUGAUGAAGAGGAAGACCUCGCC
This is a messenger RNA of Mesorhabditis spiculigera, 1194 nucleotides long. The record is from the annotation of a GenBank genome assembly. Lineage: Eukaryota; Metazoa; Nematoda; Chromadorea; Rhabditida; Rhabditidae.